AUGUCACUGCUGCUGUGGCUGGGCUCCCAGCUGUCCUCCUGCUGGAACAACAUCUCUCUCCUGGGAGUUUUCCUGACGGUCUUCGUGCUGCUGGUUGACCUGAUGAAGCGUGGGAGGCGGUGGAGCCGCUGCCCCCCUGGGCCCCCCUCGCUGCCCUUCCUGGGGACCAUGCUGCACGUGGACUUCCGCAGGCCCCACCGCUCCUUCGGCCAGCUUCAGAAGAAAUACGGGAACAUCUUCCACCUCCAGAACUGCUGGACCAACGUGGUGGUGCUGAACGGGUUCAGGGUGGUGAAGGAGGCCCUGGUGCACCGGGCAGAGGACUUCGCUGACCGCCCCUACCUGCCCAUGUACGAGCACCUGGGCUAUGGCAGGGACUCUGAAGGGAUUGCUAUAGCAAGAUACGGGCACACGUGGAAGGAGCUAAGGAAGUUCACACUCUCAACCUUGAGGAACUUUGGGAUGGGAAAGAGGCCCUUGGAGGAGAGGGUGAAGGAGGAAGCUGGAUUUCUGUGCUCUGCAAUCAGAUCUGAAAAAG
Molecule: messenger RNA, 538 nt
Organism: Merops nubicus (carmine bee-eater)
Lineage: Eukaryota; Metazoa; Chordata; Aves; Coraciiformes; Meropidae
Product: cytochrome P450 2D15
Exons: 3
Biological process (GO): arachidonate metabolic process; xenobiotic metabolic process
Cellular component (GO): intracellular membrane-bounded organelle; cytoplasm
Molecular function (GO): heme binding; oxidoreductase activity, acting on paired donors, with incorporation or reduction of molecular oxygen, reduced flavin or flavoprotein as one donor, and incorporation of one atom of oxygen; iron ion binding
Source: RefSeq, a predicted model, not a curated record